Helobdella robusta is the source of this 549-nucleotide messenger RNA. RefSeq lists its product as hypothetical. The transcript has 3 exons. Lineage: Eukaryota; Metazoa; Annelida; Clitellata; Rhynchobdellida; Glossiphoniidae. Bases 1 to 549 code for a protein of 182 amino acids. The record is from RefSeq and is a predicted model, not a curated record.
AUGGCCAGCAUAUGUUUCGGAGUUAUGGUGGGAAUUUCCUUUAUUGGAUUGUACUUCUACUGGUUUCGCGAGCAAGCAGCUAGUUCGGUUGUUGAACCACCGUCGGAAGCAGCAUGGGAUGAAGACAAAUCAGGACAGAAAAGUCUGUCGUCGUAUGGCUCGCCUGCCAAAAAAAGAAGUUCGCGUAAGAAACGAAAAAAUCGGAGAAGAGAAUCAGCUGGAAAUGAUGGAAAUGAAGAAAGGAAGUCCAGAAAGUCAAGAGGCAGACGUAAAAGCUCAAGACGGAGAGGCAGCAGCCAAAAUCAACCACUGCUGGGGGAAACUGAAAAAUCAGAGCAAGUAGAUGAUACCAAAGCCAUAAAAAGUAACACCGAUGUAAUUAGCAAAGUAACGAGCAAAGAAGCCGUAUCAAUUAGUAAAGAAGACAAUAAAAUUAACAUAAUCACUAUUAACAAUGAAUGCAAACCACAGAAACAAAGGCCUGGGUUUUUUACAAAUUCCUUAUAUAAACUGCAACUAGUACUAAAGAUGAUUGAAAAUUCGAAAUAG